Messenger RNA from Mercurialis annua (annual mercury), 636 nucleotides. RefSeq lists its product as uncharacterized. Gene Ontology annotation, molecular function: RNA-DNA hybrid ribonuclease activity; nucleic acid binding. Lineage: Eukaryota; Viridiplantae; Streptophyta; Magnoliopsida; Malpighiales; Euphorbiaceae. The transcript has a single exon. Bases 1 to 636 code for a protein of 211 amino acids. The record is from RefSeq and is a predicted model, not a curated record.
AUGUCCUUAUGGGUUAUUUGGCUGGAUAGGAACAAUAUAGUUUUUGAUAACUACCGACCCCCUAUGCCAGUUUUAUUCAACAGCAUCCCGUCAAUGCUUGAAACAGGCAAAAGUUUGAAACCCAGGAAAACGUUGGCCCAGGAUAGUGUUCAGACAUGGACAGCUCCUCCCCCAAUGUGCUGGAAGAUAAACUCUGACGCAGCGGUCUCAACGGAUAAACAGCUUUCCAUUCUCAGUGCUGUUUGUCGAAAUUCUGAAGGAGAAAUCAUUCGAAGUGGAGUGUCUGUUCUAGACGGGUGUGUGAACGCUGAAGUUGCAGAAAUCAAAGCUGUAAUUUUCGGUCUCAGUUUAGUUAGCAAUCUGCAGGAUAUGAAAGUUAUCUGUGAAAUGGACGCGUUGAACAUAGCUAAUAGGCUUCAGAAUCCUGGUAGGGCUGAGGAUUAUCUGCAGGUUUUGACAGAAGAUUGCAUGGCUGCAUGUUUGGACCGGGACGUCAGUUUCCAAUUUGUAAAACGGUCAUGUAACCAAGUAGCUCACGCGUUAGCUAAGUGGGGAAUGUUUUUCGGUAGAGAUUGCGUCUUUGAUGGGAACGUUCCGUUUCCGGUUAAUGAAAUUGUAACCAUUGAUAUUCAUUAA